UCUAUCCGUAUCAGUUUCAAUGAGACAGUGUGUAUUUGCGAUCAGAAACAGCCUCACAGAUGCAGCAGAUCGACGAUAUGGAGGUACCUAUACUUAAUGAUAAUAACAGUAACAGACAGAAGUCUCUGGGUCAGGACAGGGAUGGGUUCGGCCAUCAACAGAAGGAUUCGGAGGGGUCCAUGGAGUCCCCCAACCUGGAGUUUGAAUAUGGGGACACUGACAGCUUCAUCGCAGAGCUUUCAGAGCUGUACAGCUACACAGAAGAACCAGAGUUUAGUCUAAACAGAGAUUACUUUGAGGAAGACUUCAAGAACCAUGUUAAGGGUCGGAGGUGGAUGGAGUUGAGUCUGGAAGAGCAGAAGACUUAUGUGAUGAGACUGUUGGAUGCUUUGGAGGUCACUGACCGAGACAAGAGGCUCAAAGUGGCUCGUGCCAUCCUGUAUCUGGCCCAAGGUGUAUUUGAUGAAUGUGACACAGAGACCGAUGUUCUUUACUGGUCUCGACACAAUGUUUUCCUCCUGUACGACAUGGGCAUCUUCACUGCUUUGCUGGAGCUUCUCAGCAUGGAGAUCGAUAAUAACCAGGCAUGCAGCAGUGCAGUAAGAAAACCAGCCAUAUCCCUGGCAGACAGCACUGAACUCAGGGUUCUUCUGAGCAUCAUGUAUCUGAUGGUUGAGACCAUUCGUGUGGAAAUGGAUAGUGAUGCUCCUGAGAGGAAGACUGCAAGAGAGGCCUUCAAAGCAGAGUUGGGUUCACCCCUUUAUAAUGGAGAGCCCUUUGCUCUCCUCCUCUUCACCAUGGUAACCAAGUUUUGCAGUAUGAAUGCACCCCAUUUCCCCAUGAAAAAAGUGCUGCUCUUACUAUGGAAGACCAUACUGUUCACACUGGGAGGUUUCGAGGAGUUGUUGGAGAUGAAGGUGAGAGUGAGAGAGCGAUUGAAUCUGCCGCCUCUCCCAGAGGACAGCAUUAAGGUGGUGCGAAACAUGCGCGCCGCUUCGCCUCCUGCCUCGGCUAUGGAACUCAUCGAGCAACAGCAGCAGCAGAAGAGAGGACGCAGAAGUCGCAGGAGUGCCUUUGUUGAUAGCUUGGAAGGAGACACUCCCUAUGCCAAGAAACAGCCGCUGGUCAAGCAGGAUAGUCUGGACACUUACAACGAACGGGACCCUUUCAAGAACGAUGAUGCACGGGAUGAAGAGGACGACCCAGAGGAUGUGGACAGUGGCAUCGAGGGAGAAGUCGACCCACUCGACAGAGAUGUCAUCAUUCAACCGCCACCUCCACCACCUCCACUGCGACCUCCAACAGAAAGAGUCUCCUUUCCUAAAGGACUGCCCUGGGCUCCCAAAGUCAGAGAGAAAGACAUCGAACACUUCCUGGAGACCAGCAGAAACAAAUUUAUUGGGUUCACUUUGGGAAAUGACACUGAGACUUUGGUUGGUUUGCCACGGCCGAUACACGAAAGUGUUAAGACUCUUAAACAGCAUAAGUAUGUCUCCAUAGCAGAGGUACAGAUCAAGAGAGAGGAAGAGCUACAGCAGUGCCCCAUGACUAUGGGGGACGAGGAGGUGGAAGAAACACCUACAGAGAUUUUAUAUUUGGGAAUGCUGCCCAAUCUCUCACAGUAUGUAAUUGCCCUUUUGAAGCUCCUACUGGCUGCAGCCCCAACCUCUAAAGCAAAGACCGACUCCAUCAACAUCCUGGCGGACGUUCUGCCAGAGGAGAUGCCAAUUACAGUCCUUCAGAGCAUGAAGCUGGGCAUUGAUGUGAACAGACACAAGGAGAUUAUCGUCAAAGCCAUUUCAGCUCUCCUCUUACUGCUGCUGAAACACUUCAAACUCAACCACAUAUACCAGUUUGAGUACGUGGCGCAACAUUUGGUCUUUGCCAACUGCAUCCCCCUCAUCCUUAAAUUCUUCAACCAGAACAUCAUGUCCUACAUUAGCGCCAAAAACAGCAUAUGUGCCCUGGAUUUUCCACAUUGUGUUGUUCAUGAAAUGCCUGAACUCACAGCUGAAAGCUUGGAGGCUGGUGACACUAAUCAGUUCUGCUGGCGUAAUCUCUUCUCCUGCAUCAACCUUCUUAGGAUCCUAAACAAAAUCACAAAAUGGAAACACUCCCGAACUAUGAUGCUUGUGGUCUUUAAAUCUGCACCCAUACUGAAACGAGCGCUCAAGGUCAAACAGGCCAUGAUGCAGCUCUACGUCCUCAAACUUCUUAAGAUCCAGACCAAGUACCUGGGACGGCAAUGGAGAAAAAGCAACAUGAAGACAAUGUCCGCUAUCUACCAAAAAGUCAGACAUCGACUGAAUGACGACUGGGCAUACGGGAAUGACAUUGACGCACGGCCGUGGGACUUCCAGGCUGAGGAAUGUGCACUUCGAGAGAGCAUUGAGAAAUUCAACACACGGCGUUAUGAUAAGAAUCAAAACAGCGACUUUAUACCCGUAGACAAUUGCCUUCAAAGUGUUUUAGGUCAGCGUGUCAACUUGCCCGAAGACUUUCAUUACAGCUACGAGAUGUGGCUAGAAAGAGAGGUCUUCUCACAACCUAUCCAGUGGGAAGGUCUGCUUCAGGCCCAGUGAUGCAAGAGUGAUUAUUAUCCUCAACCUAUCACAAUAUUAUAGAGGUGCUUUAUGUGUAGAAAAGACACUUGUAUUCUUUAUUAACCCGUUUAAUCCCAAAUUUUUUCUUGGAAUUUGAAUACAUGCAAUUUACUCCUUAGACCUCCCUAACACACAAACUUUAUGCCUUUUUUGAUUUUAUGUUGGUUAAGUUAGUGAAAUAUUAGGUUUUAUACCCGGUCACAAAAGUGACCGGUGGGAAACAUCAUAACCGGACUUCAUUAAAAUUCAAUUAGACAUAUUUACAUUAGAAACAGUGUGUUAUACUACCGGUCACAAUUGUGACCGUUAAAAAAAUUAUCAAAAUAUAUCUGUAAGUGACCCCACGUAUAAAAUUGAUAGUUCUAUUUGUUAAUUAAGAUGUUUUAACUCUUUUUGUAGUAGUCUGAGGUAGACAUCUUCUUCUAGAUGUGCAAGCAAGAAGUAAACUGAUCUGGUCAUGUGACCUUUCACCCUAGUCACAUGACAUUGAUACAUUUUAAUCAAGACAAUCUAUUUUUUCAUUUAAAAGUUUAAUUUCUUGCCCAGAGCCAACAUCAACACUUUUAGAGCUUUCAGAAAGAAGAAAAAAAAACACGGUCACAAAUGUGACCGGUGGGAUUAAACGGGUUAAACUGACACAAUUACUGUUGACUCACAAUCAACACACAAAUGCUUAUAGCACCGAGGGCCUGCUGUUCCUGUUUUGUAAAUGAGUGCUUGUAAAUUAGUGAUGUUACGUUCGUGAACGAAUCGUUCUUUUUGAACGAAUCUUUUAUGUGAACGAAUCGUUCUCGUUCACGCCAUCCAUUGACUCAUAUUUCUCGUUCACUGAAAUUUCCCUCCCUUCUUGAGGAGAACGGACAAAUGAUGCGCGGCUUUCUUUCCGCCUUCAAAGAGUGACAAAACUACGAGCCAAUCGCAAUCGAGUAUAAGCCGUGGCCGAGCAUAUGAUUGCCUCAACGUA
Molecule: messenger RNA, 3567 nt
Organism: Paramisgurnus dabryanus
Lineage: Eukaryota; Metazoa; Chordata; Actinopteri; Cypriniformes; Cobitidae
Source: RefSeq, a predicted model, not a curated record